AUAGGAUCUUGAGCAAUCUGAUUUCCUAGAUUUCCAGAGGAAGGGGUCCCGACCGGAGUUUGGGGCGAGUGCGGCCGGGUGUGGCUGCUCUGUGCCGGGAGGUGAACAGUCAGUGACAGGCGGGCUGGAACCCACAAUGUCUCCGCUCUAGGAGGAUGGCAUGGACGCAGGAGGGGCCUGCCUUGGGAGUCCCCCACCUCGCCUGGACACCGACCGGCGGAAGACUCCAGAGAGAGCCCUGUAUCCGGGGAGCGGGACCGGACUUACCGGGGAUGGCCAGGGUCUCCCCGGCUGUGGACUGAAGGCCGCCCAGGACCGGGACAUUUCUUGUGAGACUCCGGAGGCCCGGAAGGGACAGAAUGGCCACUUGUUGGGCUCGGACACUGACCACUGGUCUCGGAGAACGGACGGGCCGGGGGGUUCCCUGUCCCAGGGGCCAGAGGAGGCUGAUGACCCAUUGCCCAUCAUGGACUGGGAAGCCCUGGAGAACCACAUCGCUGGCCUGCAGCUGAAGGAGACGGAGAGGAGGGCACGAGAUGGGGGCAGAGUCCCACCUGUGGAACCCCCUCCCUCGCCCACGGGCAGGCGCCGGUCGGGCGGGGCGCGGCGCCUCGUCUCCUGGCUCCGUGCCGACAGCACUGCCUGGAAGGCCAUGGGGACCAGCAUCGGCUGUGAGUCCAGAUUCCACAGUCGGAUGAACCUACAGCUGUGCUUCAUCAAUGACAGCAGCAGCGAGAGUGAUGCUGAGGAAAGCAAUGAAGUGUCAGCAGAAGACCCCACACCCCAGCUGGCAGGAGGAGAGGCGUCCGAGGCCGAACGAGCUCUGGCCGCUCGCAGGAAGGAGCUGGAGCGAGAGGCCAAACGGAGCCUCGCCCUGGUCAAGAGGCAGCUCGACCAGGAGAAGCAGCGCCAGCGAGAGAUCACAGCCUCGUCCAAUGGUGCUCUGGGGAGAGGACAAACCCUGGACCCCAGCGACCUGUGGGACAUGUCCGUGCUACAGCUGCAGGAGCUGCAAACGAGCGUCUUCUCCCAGAUUCACCGCCUGAACACCCAGCUGAUGGAACUUCUGGAAGUCCGGGAUGACCUGAAGACGGAGCAGGAUGCCAUGUUGGUGGAAAUAGGGGACUUGACGCAUUGAAUCCAAAUCUGGAUUCUGUGUGACUGCACCCGUGGGGAACUUGGAGAGUUCAAUGAUGGACGCUUUUAAUUGCGGCGAAUUUUGUCCUGGGAUUGGGAACCUCCAGCUCGGACUCCCGACACCGGAUGAGGUGGGCGCUACUUCACAGGACGCGUGGCUGAACGGGUUCCAGGAACACCCUCUUCCCCCUUCCCCUCUGCAAAGCCUGGAGCCUGCAUAAAGACAGAAACAGACCAUUCGGCCUCCUUGAGGUUGUACUAGCCCCCACCUUGCUGGCUGCAGAUCUUAACUUGACCCGGCUCCGGUAAUUUGGGAAGGUGCUGAGGUCGGAGCCUGUCAGGCAGAGCGGGAACAGGGGCCGCAGGGUGAAGAAGUGAGUUGUACUGCGAGUCAGUCUGGAUGCUGGAUGCUGGACGCUGACUGUUCAUUUCCCUCCACGGAUGUUGCCUGACCCGCUGAGUUCCUCCAGCGCCUUUUGUGUGUAGCUCCAGAUUCUGCGGUCUCCUGUGUCCCUCUCUCUCUCUGUGUCUGAUUCCUGGCCUGGCUCAGACUACCCCUUCUACCACAGCAGUCAAGCCUGGGGAUUGUCCCAGGAAUAGGGGAUCUGCUUUGGAAUGUGCACAAGAAUCCAAGAAAGUGGGGAAACGGCGACAGGGUCGGAGGAAGGGGGGCAGUGGGAUCUGCAGAAAUCCGUACGGAUGCCCACUCCCAGCCCUCUCGAGAGAAUCCCAUGGGAUGCCACAUCCGGAACACCGCAUGGACAAUGGACUGGGAGCGUGAGUGUGAUGUAGGUGUGUCCAGGACCAUCCGCCUGUGUUUUGUUCAGACUGUGAUGUUUAAACUGAAAUGUAUAUUUUUUUUAAGUUACUGGUUCCUUCAUGUUAACCCAGCCGCUGAGGUAAAGAAACAUUAUUCAGUGCAAAAAUAAAGUUUUACGCCAC
This is a messenger RNA of Pristis pectinata (smalltooth sawfish), 2079 nucleotides long. RefSeq names its product schwannomin-interacting protein 1-like. Lineage: Eukaryota; Metazoa; Chordata; Chondrichthyes; Rhinopristiformes; Pristidae. Gene Ontology annotation, cellular component: cell junction; plasma membrane. Bases 161 to 1138 code for a protein of 325 amino acids. Gene Ontology annotation, biological process: positive regulation of hippo signaling. The record is from RefSeq and is a predicted model, not a curated record. The transcript is spliced from 8 exons.